Daldinia caldariorum is the source of this 3586-nucleotide messenger RNA. RefSeq lists its product as uncharacterized. The record is from RefSeq and is a predicted model, not a curated record. NCBI's taxonomy places the organism in Eukaryota, Fungi, Ascomycota, Sordariomycetes, Xylariales, Hypoxylaceae. Bases 48 to 3140 code for a protein of 1030 amino acids. The transcript has 2 exons.
UUUUUUUUUUUUUUUUUUUUUUUACUACCUGACUUACAUCAUUCAUCAUGAAAGUGAUAACGCCUUCUCCAAGAAGCCCUUUAAAGAGUCCAUCCAGCCGAUCGAACCACAAGGAUGAAUGGGAAGACUGGGAAGAGUCAGAGGCAGAGGCACAAAAAGUGAUGGAGGACAAGGACAGACUUCUGAUUGACCUUUCGGAGGAUAUAGCACGCAAGUCAUUCAGGUCUACCACUACACAAAGCGUUUCGCGGAAUUCAAUACGCUACUCGAUACAAAAACCAACUCGCGUGAAGUCGAGAGCUAGACAAAAGGCACAGAAUGCGAAGGCUGGUAUCAAAGUCGUGACGGACAUGUCUAGCUUUCGCCAACCCGCACCGCCUACGCGACAGCCAAAAUUCGUUGAUACCGUCGCCCUACAUGCUCUUGAAGGAGAGCCGUCUUCUGCUUCAAUUGGUAGUUUUUCGUGGCUUAAGCAAAGACCCGGCAACGCGAACGGCGCAAGAGCAAGAGCAAGUAGCAAGCUUGUACAGACUUCCUCUUCAGAUCUUUCUCCGGAGGCUCGACCAAUUGUUAUCGGGAUAGCAGUACCUUCAGACAACUUACUAGAGCACCAACCUAGCCCACAGACAGCACUCAUCGAGACACCCAAUGAUUUGCGAAGAUACGCUCCGACGCGAGAAAACACUACAAUUCAAACCCCACAGCAGUUGCGUUCUGUAUGGUCUCCAGAUACGGAAGAGAGUCAAUCACCAUACCAUUCCUCCAGAGCUGUUUCAAGUUUUUAUUCACAGCCAAGUAUAUAUGGCGCUACUGCGCCUGACGCUGACGCGCCUCCGGUACCAGCCCUUCCGGCAAACCUGAAGACAAGGGAGCGGCAAAGUACAUGGCUUGAUCUAGAUGAUGACGACAGCGUUGGAACACCGUGCACUCUUUUCGAAGAAGACGGGAGUCCAACGGCAGUUCGAAAGUCAGCUAAGCCUCAAGCAACGAUAGUGAGUCCCGAAAGUGCUAGCAGCCCAUCUCGUGGCUGGUGGGAUCAUAUCACGACUCCUUUUACACCGCAAACCAACAAUCCAUUCAAACAACAAUUGCAGGAUACCGGGAUGAGCUCUCCACCGCAACAAUGGAAUCCAUUCAAAAAGCAGAUACAAGAAACUAACCCCAGCACUACAACAGCUCCUCCCCAAGGAUGGUGGGCUGGUGUGGACGAAAAAGGCAACCCUUCCCAACCAAGUACCAGACAACAACUAAGCAAUCUAGGACCCAACGUUUCGUCCUCGCCGACAUUGUCACCAGCUCCCCGGGAGUGGUGGAGUGGAACUAAUGAAAGGGCAAGCACAUCUUCUAAGGGGUUAAAUAGUAACGCGCCGGCAGUGCCUCAGCAGCAGUUCGCAGUUCAGCCAGCCGCCACGUCGUCUCGUGCGGCUUCACCGAACCGCCGCGAGGGACAGGCAGAGAAAGCUAGGAUUCUCCUGGAAGAGAACCAGAAACCGAAUGAAGAGCCACCUCCAUAUUCACCUCCUAAGACGGUCAAUCAAGUCAAGUUUGGGGUGAUACUGCCACCUCCACAAGUAGUCAAUUCACAGCGCGUCCCGUCCCCUGCACCCUCGACACCAAACCUACCAGGUACGAUGACUUCUCAGGGCGCUAUUGGUAUGGCAGAAAUUCCCCUAACACCCUCCGGAAUCCGUACUAUACAACCCGCCGUGCUCCCCGACCGCGCACCUGGCUCGUACGUUCCUGGAGACCACUUCUACGAAAUUCGAGGCCACGCCAACAGGACCGAAAGGCAACGGCGACGUCACGAAAAGGAGGAGGUAGCGGCCAGGAAAGUUGGCGGCUUUUGGAGAGGCCGAGGUUGCAUUCCUGAAAAGGGGUGCUUCGGACGCUCGGGUCGAGAAGGGAGGAAGAGAAGACGGGUCUGUCUCGCAAUCUGCGGUAUUUUGAUAGCUGCGAUCAUUCUCGCUGUGUUGUUGGCAGUUUUCCUCACACGGCGGCGGCCGGACGAAAACCCGACCCCUUCCAUCUGGCUCAAUUUAACGGACUUUCCGCCGAUGCCCACGGGAGUUUUGACUGUUUCUGGUCCGGACAAUUCUGAAGCCAAGUCCGGCUGUCUCCUUAGGACGCCUGAAACAGCUUGGUCGUGCUCCUUGCCGAAAGAAGAGCAUGAUUCAGUAGCACCCCAUCAGCCUGACCAGCCUGAGUUCAUUUUCCAGAUCCAGUACGACAAUGAUACUCGUGCUUUGUGGAACAUGACCAACGAGGAACAGGCCGAUAGGAAGAAGUUUUUGACGGACGAUGGCUUCACUCCAGACCCCGCACCCCCUUCUAUCGCCGAGAUGCGUUUCCUGGGAAAUACCACAGAUCAUAUCGAAGAGGACGACAAAGCCGGAGAGCCGACACCUUUCUUCAUUAGUCUCUUGACGGCGAUCGAGAAACCAGUCGGCCCUAAUAUGCUCACUCGCCGACAAGGCUCCAACGAUGCUAUCGGCUCAAGGGAUGAUUCGGGGUCCAACUUCAAACUGAACCUUCCGCCCCCGAGAACGAACGGUGACGGUACAGUUGGCCCGGCCCAGCUCUUUCCACGCCCUAUCCAGCAGCCCAUUCGCCUGUUCGAUCGCGGCCUGCCUACCGAGCACUACGGCUUCUACACCUUUUUCGACAAGACUAUUUACAUGGUCGACACUCUGGAAAGGAACUCGGGCGACGAGGACGGCGGCUCCACCUUAGCCGAAGCCAAGUCUAUAGUAAUAUUCGCACAAACUCGAUUCCUCGUGCAGAUUUGGACGCGCAUGGAGAACACCACGCGACUCAUCGGCGGCAGCGGCGGCGCCGUGCCCUGGACCAACGGCUCCGCGGCCGCCAACACCCCGGGCACCAUGCCGUACCCGGUGACGGUCACGGAGGACAUGCACGGCGGGGACAAGAGCAAGAAGACCACCUACCGGUACGGGAUCCUGGACAGCCACGCGCUCAACACUACGGACGUCCAGCUCAUCUUAUCCAACCCCGGGUCCGGCGGCACCCUGGUAAACCCCGCGGAGGACGCUGACCCGGCCCUCGGCGGGAUCGACGGCGGCACGGGGGGUUGUAAAUGCGAGUGGAUCAACUUUAAGAACCUCAAUAGAGUCACGAAGUGAUUUGGACCGUGGCGGUUGCUGUACAUCAUAUCAGCGGUUUUUUGAUACGGGUAUUUUAUCAUUUUCUUUUUUGGGGGAUUUCUUUUUUUUGCUCUGCUGUUGCAGACACAUACAUUAGCAUACAUGUAUAAGCAUGUGACGGCGUUUUUUUUUAUACACGCGAAAGACAAAAUUGGUCAGCGGUCAUGGCAUUCACAGGAUAAUUUUUCUUUUCCUCUAUUCUUUUUUCCGACUUAUAACUUGUAACUAUCUUUUUCAUUCUGAUCGUUUACAGAGGUUGGAUGGAUGUUCGCGUGUAUAAACGAUCAAGCGUUUAAGAGGGUGGAUUGGAAAGGAUGGUUAGGUCCUUUACCUUCGGGUGCUUUAUACAUAUUAACUAGUAGCUUCUGCAUAGCUGUGUCUAUAGGUAGCCAGCGAGAAAUUGAAAAAGCGAAUCUGAUUACCCA